CGAAUCUUCUUCAAAAUUCGAUUCCUUUUCACUUCGGCAGGCAACAGAACAAUGUAGUCGACAAGAGCUUCAUCUUUCUAUGGUUCUUUAAGAUUCAAAGCUGACCGGAUUCAGUUUUAGUUCAUUUUUCUCUAGAUUGGCCUCUCUCAUUCAUAUGAACCCGCCAAUACAACUGCCCCAUUAUCGUAUAGCUGUUAAAUUCUAUGUCUUUGUACAUACUUGUGUACUUUUUCAUUUUCAAGUUUUAGGGUUUUAUUAAUAUUUUUUUAUGUAUAUUUGGUGUAUCAGUAGUUGUUACUUGUUAGUUUAGUUAGGUUUGAAGAUACGAAUAGGGACAUAUGAAUACAUCAUUAUUUAUUAUAGUUGGCUAUGUGUUUUGCUUGUGCUGUUGUGGGUUUCGGAAUUUUAGUGUGAACAGGGUCUUAUUGCUUGAAAUUGUGAGUUGUGUUGAUAUUUGCUGAAAUUGGAGUCUGGGUAGUUUGGAAUUAUGCCAUUUUUGGUGAUUUCGGGUAGGAUUGUUUUUGGGUAGUGCAGAACUUCUUAAAGUUUUUGGUUGUUUUCUGUGGGAUCACUAUCUGGCCGUGUCUCCAUGUGCUUGAUAGAAGGGGCAGUUGUAUUGACAGACUCACUUGAAUGAGAGAGAUAGAAAGGCCUGUGAUAGUCAGAUCAUGAGCUCACAUUCUAUCCUUUUCUCCUCCAGGAGUUGAGGAACCUCCUUAUGCUCCUGGACCUCUUUUUGUUGAUCUGUCCAACAACUUAACAUCGAUAUCUUAUUGUACCAAAUUUCCUUCUGGGAUGGAUUCAAACGAAUACACCACACUUCCUGAUUCCAGCCACGUGAUACAUGGAUCCCAUGGGGUUGGCUCAGAGGGGUUUGGCGUGUCCCAAAUAGCAAUUAGUGAUGAAGAUGCUAGAUUGAUAUAUAUAAAUAAUCCUGCAAAGACUAAUGAAAGGUUUGAAUUUGCUGGAAAUUCAGUAAGGACAGGAAAAUACUCCAUUCUUACCUUCCUGCCUCGGAACCUGUUUGAACAGUUCCAUAGAGUUGCAUAUGUAUACUUUCUUGUCAUGGCUAUCCUUAAUCAGCUUCCCCAGUUGGCUGUUUUUGGUCGGGGUGCUUCAAUUCUUCCAUUAGCUUUUGUACUAUUUGUUUCUGCAGUCAAGGAUGCCUAUGAAGACUAUAGGCGGCACAGGUCUGACACGAUUGAGAACAAUCGGCUGGCAGUAGUUUUGUCAAAUGGUCAUUUCCAACAGAAGAAAUGGAAGGAUAUAAGGGUAGGUGAAAUCAUCAAAAUCUCUUCAAGUGAAACUAUUCCUUGUGAUAUGGUGCUGCUCUCAACAAGUGACACUACUGGAGUUGCAUAUGUCCAGACAAUGAAUUUGGAUGGGGAAUCAAAUUUAAAAUCACGAUAUGCAAAACAGGAAACACAAAUAAAAUUUUCAAGGAUGGAGAACAUUGGUGGGCUGAUUGAAUGUGAGAAGCCCAAUAGAAACAUUUAUGGCUUUCAGGCCAACAUGGAAAUAGAUGGAAAGCGUGCUUCGCUUGGACCUUCCAAUAUUAUUCUCCGUGGUUGUGAGCUCAAGAAUACUGAUUGGGCAAUUGGGGUUGCUGUAUAUACCGGCAGAGAAACAAAGGCCAUGCUCAACAGCUAUGGAGCUCCAUCAAAGAGGAGCCGUAUUGAGACUCGUAUGAAUCGGGAAAUCAUAUUCCUCUCUUUUUUCCUUGUUGCUUUAUGUACUGUUGUUUCUAUUUGUGCUGGUGUAUGGCUGAGGCAUCACAAGGACGAUUUAGAUAUUAUCCCCUUCUACCACAGAAAAGACUACUCAGAAUCCAAAGUUGAGAACAAUAAUUAUUAUGGUUGGGGGUUGGAGGUAUUUUUUACAUUUCUUAUGUCAGUUAUUGUCUACCAAAUCAUGAUCCCUAUAUCACUAUACAUAGCUAUGGAACUAGUUCGUCUUGGUCAGGCGUACUUUAUGAUUCAAGAUUUCAUGAUGUUUGAUGAGUCCUCAAACUCAAGGUUUCAAUGUAGGACGCUUAAUAUAAAUGAAGAUCUGGGACAAGUUAAAUAUAUUUUCUCUGAUAAAACUGGUACAUUAACUGAGAAUAAAAUGGAAUUCCAAUGUGCUAGCAUUUGGGGAGUGGAUUAUGGAUGUGGAAAGUCCAGUCUUGAAGAGGAUCAAGUGGGAUACAGCGUUGAAGUGGAUGGACAUGUAUUAACACCCAAGAUGAAGGUAAAGGUUGAUGCAAAGCUUUUAAAAAUAUCAAAAAGUGGAAAGUGUAUAGCUGAAAGAAACCGAGUUAACGAUUUCUUUAUUGCAUUGGCUGCUUGCAACACUAUUGUUCCUAUCAUUGUGGAUACAUCUGAUCCUUCAGUUAAGUUGGUAGACUAUCAAGGAGAGUCUCCAGAUGAGCAAGCACUAGUAUAUGCUGCAGCAUCAUAUGGUUUCAUGCUUAUAGAAAGAACCUCUGGCCAUAUAGUAAUUGAUGUUCAUGGAGAAAGACAAAGGUUCAAUGUUUUUGGUAUGCAUGAGUUUGAUGGUGAACGGAAGAAGAUGUCAGUAAUAUUAGGUUGCCCAGAUAACUCAGUUAAGGCCUUUGUAAAAGGUGCUGAUACAACCAUGUUUAAAGCAAUUGAUAAAUCAUUUAACUUGGAGGUAGUUCAUGCAACUCAAAUGCAUCUAGAUUCUUAUUCCAGAAUGGGCUUGAGAACUAUUGUGGUGGGCAUGCGAGAACUGAGUGCCUCUGAAUUUGAAUUGUGGCAGUCCUCUUAUGAGUCAGCAAGCACUGCUAUGACUGAAAGGGCAGCUUUACUUCAAAAACUUGCUAACAGUAUUGAAAGCAAACUUACAGUUUUAGGUGCCUCUGGGGUUGAAGAUAAAUUGCAACAAGGUGUGCCAGAAGCAAUUGAGUCUCUAAGAACAGCAGGCAUUAAAGUGUGGGUUUUGACUGGAGACAAACAAGAAACUGCAAUUUCUAUUGGCUACUCUUCUAAGCUUUUGACAAUUGCAAUGAAGCAGAUUAUCAUUAAUAAGAACUCCAAGGAUUCAUGUAGGAGGAGUUUGGAAGAUGCUUUGUCCGAAUUAAACUCUGUAUCUGGUGUAAGUUCAGUUGCCUUGAUCAUUGAUGGAACAAGCCUUGUUUAUAUCCUUGACAGUGAGCUGGAAGAACAACUGUUCCAGUUAGCCAGUAAUUGCACUGUGGUACUGUGCUGUCGAGUUGCUCCAUUGCAAAAAGCUGGAAUUGUUGCCCUAAUAAAGAAGCGAACAGAUGGAAUAACUCUUGCAAUUGGGGAUGGUGCUAAUGAUGUUUCAAUGAUCCAAAAGGCUGAUGUGGGGAUUGGCAUAAUUGGCCAAGAGGGUCGACAAGCUGUUAUGGCGUCAGAUUUUGCGAUGGGCCAGUUCAGAUUCUUGGUCCCACUUUUAUUAGUUCAUGGGCAUUGGAAUUAUCAGAGAAUGGGCAACAUGAUAUUAUAUAACUUUUACAAGAAUGCAGUGUUUGUUCUUGUCUUAUUCUGGUAUGCACUUUUUACGGCUUUUACUUUAACUACUGCCAUCACUGACUGGAGUAGCAUGUUGUACUCUUUAAUCUACUCUUCACUUCCUACAGUAGCUGUUGGAAUUCUUGAUAAGGAUCUGAAUAGAAUGACGCUUCUGAAGUAUCCUCAACUUUACGGGGUUGGACAAAGAGAAGAAAGCUACAAUGCGAAAUUAUUUUGGGUGACAAUAAUGGACACAUUAUGGGAAAGUGUAGUUGUCUUCUUUCUGCCUCUCCUAGCUUAUUGGGGAAGUGAUAUUGACGGUUCAAGCAUCGGAGAUCUUUGGACACUUGCAGCUGUUAUUUUGGUUAACAUACGUUUAGCGAUCGAUGUGAUUCAAUGGAAUUGGAUUGUCCAUGCUACCAUUUGGGGAUCUAUUGUCGCAACUGUUAUUUGUCUAAUUGUCAUUGAUGCUUUGCCGUUUCUUCCUGGUUACUGGGCCAUUUUUCAUGCUGCAGGAGAGAGCGCAUUCUGGUUGUGCCUGCUCGGUGUUGUUGUAACUGCUCUCGUUCCUCGGUUCAUAGGUAAAGUUCUCGUGCAGCAUAUCUUCCCAUCCGACAUCCAGAUUGCAAGGGAAGAGGAGAAAUUCAGACACGCAAGGCAGCAUCAAAAUGCAGAGAUAGAACUGAGCCCAAGUUGUUAUCCUCCAUGAUGAUCAACUGUUCACAUUAGGUACUCACCAAAUUUUGUUGGUAUUUUUAGGAUUUGUUUGCUUGCUAUCUCAGGAUUCAAAAUUUUCUUCUAUAUUUAGGUCACCAUUCUUUGCAAUCAUGUGUUCUAACCAUUACAAUAAUGUUGUAAAUCAGUGAUGCCCACAACAAAUUAUUUGUUUAUAUGUACAAAUAAUGGAAAGACCAAAGAUGAGGUCUCAAU
Molecule: messenger RNA, 4406 nt
Organism: Ipomoea nil (Japanese morning glory)
Lineage: Eukaryota; Viridiplantae; Streptophyta; Magnoliopsida; Solanales; Convolvulaceae
Product: phospholipid-transporting ATPase 1
Exons: 7
Coding region: 796-4185 (1129 amino acids)
Biological process (GO): phospholipid translocation
Cellular component (GO): plasma membrane
Molecular function (GO): magnesium ion binding; ATPase-coupled intramembrane lipid carrier activity; ATP hydrolysis activity
Source: RefSeq, a predicted model, not a curated record